CUUUUAUCUGUCUUCGGCCUACCAUAGUGCUGCUAUAAAUUUUCACCAAAAGUAAAGGUUUAAUUAAAGUAGGGUUUUUCAGUUCACAUCUGCAUCACCAAGACGCCGUUUCUCCUCGCAGAGUGAAGGAAGGAAAUAUGUCUCACAGGAAGUUUGAGCACCCAAGGCAUGGUUCACUCGGGUUUCUUCCGAGGAAGCGAGCUGCCCGACAUAGAGGAAAGGUGAAGGCAUUCCCUAAGGAUGAUCCCACUAAGCCCUGUAGGCUAACUGCUUUUUUGGGUUACAAGGCCGGCAUGACUCACAUUGUCAGAGAAGUCGAGAAACCUGGAUCAAAACUUCACAAGAAAGAGACUUGUGAAGCUGUAACCAUAAUUGAAACACCUCCAAUGGUUAUUGUUGGAGUGGUAGGCUAUGUGAAGACACCUCGUGGUCUUCGCUGCCUUAACACUGUUUGGGCUCAGCACCUGAGCGAGGAGAUAAAGAGGAGGUUUUACAAGAACUGGUGCAAGUCUAAGAAGAAGGCCUUCACGAAGUAUUCAAAGAAACUGGAGACCGAUGAGGGGAAAAAAGAUAUCCAAUCGCAGCUAGAGAAGAUGAAGAAAUAUGCAUCUGUUAUUCGUGUUUUGGCUCACACUCAGAUAAGGAAGAUGAAGGGGCUGAAACAGAAGAAGGCACAUUUGAUGGAGAUACAGGUUAAUGGUGGGACUAUUGCACAGAAGGUUGACUUUGCAUAUGGUUUCUUUGAGAAGCAGGUCCCUGUGGAUGCUGUUUUCCAGAAAGAUGAGAUGAUUGAUAUUAUUGGUGUGACAAAGGGUAAAGGUUAUGAAGGUGUUGUAACCCGUUGGGGUGUCACCCGUCUUCCUCGCAAAACCCACAGGGGUCUCCGCAAGGUUGCUUGUAUUGGGGCAUGGCACCCUGCUCGAGUUUCCUUCACCGUUGCCAGGGCUGGUCAGAAUGGAUACCAUCACCGGACUGAAAUGAACAAAAAGAUCUACAGGCUUGGCAAGACAGGGGAUGAGACACAUACUGCCAGUACUGAGUUUGACAGGACUGAGAAAGAUGUUACGCCUAUGGGUGGAUUUCCUCACUAUGGAUUGGUUAAGGAUGAUUUUCUGAUGAUCAAGGGUUGCUGUGUUGGUCCUAAGAAAAGGGUUGUUACUCUUCGUCAGUCUCUCCUCAACCAGACCUCUCGCCUUGCCCUUGAAGAAAUUAAGCUCAAGUUCAUUGACACUUCCUCUAAGUUUGGACAUGGACGCUUCCAGACAACAGAGGAGAAGCAGAAGUUUUAUGGUCGUCUCAAGGCCUAGUUAUUCUAGCAUCAGAAGAAUUUAUGAUAAACUUUGAAUUAUUCCAGUUUUGAAUUUGAGUUGAUUAUGAAAUAUCUGAAUUUCUUUUUCUGAACCUCAGCACUUGUGGUGCAAAACUUAUCGAUUGUAAGUUUUGAAAGUUUGCUGAAUUUUGUCGCUAGUUCUUCA
This is a messenger RNA of Olea europaea var. sylvestris, 1475 nucleotides long. Its product is annotated as 60S ribosomal protein L3. The record is from RefSeq and is a predicted model, not a curated record. The coding region runs from base 138 to 1307 and encodes 389 amino acids. Gene Ontology annotation, biological process: ribosomal large subunit assembly; translation. NCBI's taxonomy places the organism in Eukaryota, Viridiplantae, Streptophyta, Magnoliopsida, Lamiales, Oleaceae. The transcript has 6 exons. Gene Ontology annotation, cellular component: ribosome; cytosolic large ribosomal subunit. Gene Ontology annotation, molecular function: RNA binding; structural constituent of ribosome.